AUGGCCCCGCCAACGCCCAUCUCCAUCCCCACCUUUGCCGAAGCACAGCUCCAGCUCCUCCUCCAAGAGCACGAAGCUGAAGUCGCCUCUUCCUCACUAGCUUCAACCGCGGCAUCCGUUUCGCCAUCAACAAGACGAACCCUCCAAGCUACCGGCUACGCUUUGACAGGCUUGGUCCUUUCGCAAUGCCGCACCGGCUUGGGAGGUCGCGUCGUGGGCGAAUUCACACCCGAUCCGGCUGUCGCGUCGACUGGGUCCAAGUCGCAAGAUGGAGGUGACGCGAGGGCAUCGGAUGGGCAGCCUCGAUUGGGGUCUCAUGGUAUGCGGGUUGGCGAUGUGGUUCGCGUCAAUGAUGUCUCUGCAGGGUCGGCGAAGAAAGCGGGGAAGGAUAAAGAUAAGGGCAAGGAUGGUGGUAAGGAUGGGAGUAAAGGGGGUCCGGAGGGUGUUGUCACUAGAGUGAGUGAUAAGGCUAUCUGGAUUGCUUUUGGGCAGAGAGGUGGUGGUGCUCGCUCGAAAGAGGAUGAUGAGGCGAUCGAGGAAUUAUGGGGGAAGAAGCUUUGGGCGAUCAAGCUUGCAAAUGAUGUUACAUAUAGACGGAUGAGGCAGACCAUGGAGAAGAUGGUCAAAAUGACUGAAGGAGACCACUCGCAUUUUAUGCGGGUUGCUUUUGGUCAUACCACUCCAUUACAACCAGACUUUGAAGGUGCCGGAGAUGUACAGUUCAUCGAUCCCACUCUGAACGACUCGCAGAAAGAUGCCAUUCGCUUUGCGUUGGCUGCUAAGGAUAUCGCUCUCAUUCACGGUCCUCCCGGCACGGGCAAGACCCAUACUCUCAUUGAAUUGAUCAUGCAGAUGAUUCAGCGAAAGAAACGCAUCCUUGUGUGUGGCCCAUCGAAUAUAUCCGUGGACAACAUUGUCGAACGUCUUGCUCCGAAUAAAGUGCCCGUGGUCCGAAUUGGACAUCCGGCUCGUUUACUUCCUUCGGUGAUGGAACAUUCCCUCGAAGUUCUCACCCAGACUUCUGAUGCCGCAAGCAUCGUAAAAGAUGUUCGGAAAGAGAUGGAUGAGAAGCAAGCCAGUAUCCGCAAGACGAGAACUGGUCGGGAACGACGAGCUAUCUAUGAUGACCUCAAACUAUUACGAAAGGAGUUUCGAGAGCGCGAGUCUAAAUGCGUCGAUAACCUGGUGCGAGAGAGCAGCGUGGUUCUAGCGACCCUUCACGGUGCUGGAGGCCACCAAUUGAAGAAUCAAAAGUUCGAUGUUGUGAUCAUUGACGAGGCCAGUCAAGCACUCGAGGCACAGUGCUGGAUUCCACUCCUAGCGGCUGAGAAGGUAGUCCUGGCUGGUGAUCAUUUGCAACUGCCCCCGACUGUCAAAUCAGCGAACCUCAAAAACAAGGAGAAAAUUGGCAAAGACACUCAAAAGAAGGAUGACAGUGACCCCGCCAAGAACGAGACCCUGAAGGGUGUUUCACUAGAGCGGACCCUGUUCGAUCGGCUACUAGCGCUACACGGGUCAGGGAUCAAACGAAUGUUGACGACCCAGUAUCGGAUGCAUGAGAAGAUCAUGCGAUUCCCGUCCGACGAGCUCUACGAGUCCGAGUUGAUCGCGGCCGAUUCGGUUAAAGAUAGACUGCUCGCCGACUUGCCCUACGAAGUCAAAGGGACAGAUGAUACCCAGGAACCCCUCGUCUUCUGGGACACGCAAGGCGGUGACUUUCCCGAAAAGACCGAGGAUGAUGAUAUCGGUAAGAAAGAGGCUCUUCUGGGAGAGAGCAAGAGUAACGAAAUGGAGGCCCUGGUGGUCGCCCGACACGUUGACAAUUUGAUCGCGGCUGGGGUACGGCCCGAGAGCAUCGCGGUUAUUACCCCUUACAACGGCCAGCUAGCACUUCUGUCUCAGAUGCUUCGCGAGAAAUACCCUGGCCUAGAGCUAGGCAGUGUCGACGGCUUCCAGGGUCGCGAAAAAGAGGCUGUAGUAGUCAGUCUAGUGCGAAGCAAUGCGGAGCAUGAAGUGGGUUUCCUCGGCGAGAAAAGACGAUUGAACGUGGCCAUGACACGCCCCAGACGGCAUCUUUGUAUCUGCGGGGACUCGGAGACUAUCAGUCGGGGUAGCGAUUUUCUUAAACACUGGAUGAGUUACUUGGAGGAACAUGCUGAUUUGCGGUACCCUGAUGCGGGCGAUCUUCUUUAG
Messenger RNA from Penicillium subrubescens, 2193 nucleotides. RefSeq names its product putative DNA helicase. The transcript is spliced from 5 exons. The record is from RefSeq and is a predicted model, not a curated record. NCBI's taxonomy places the organism in Eukaryota, Fungi, Ascomycota, Eurotiomycetes, Eurotiales, Aspergillaceae. Gene Ontology annotation, molecular function: ATP hydrolysis activity; 5'-3' DNA helicase activity. The coding region runs from base 1 to 2193 and encodes 730 amino acids.